AUGGUUGAGAACAUGAAGAUCGUUGCUUCCGAGGGCCGCGACCUGUCUGUUGAGGAGCGGAACCUCCUGUCGGUCGCUUACAAGAACGUCAUCGGCGCCCGCCGUGCUUCGUGGCGUAUCGUUACUUCGAUCGAGCAGAAGGAGGAGUCUAAGGGCAACACCACGCAGGUUGCCCUCAUCAAGGAGUACCGCCAGAGGAUCGAGGCCGAGCUGGAGAAGAUCUGCGAGGAUAUCCUCGGCGUUCUCGACAAGUACCUUAUCCCUGCUGCCAAGACUGGAGAGUCUAAAGUCUUCUACCACAAGAUGAAGGGUGAUUACCACCGCUAUCUUGCCGAGUUCGCCGUUGGAGACAGGCGCAAGGAGUCGGCUGAUAAAUCGCUCGAGGCAUACAAGGCCGCUACCGAGGUCGCCCAAACCGACCUGCCGCCGACUCACCCUAUCCGUCUGGGUCUUGCCCUUAACUUCUCUGUCUUCUACUACGAGAUCCUCAACGCCCCUGAUCAGGCUUGCCAUUUGGCUAAGCAGGCCUUUGAUGACGCGAUUGCGGAGCUGGAUACAUUGAGCGAGGAGAGCUACAAGGACAGCACUCUGAUCAUGCAGCUCCUCCGCGACAACCUGACUCUUUGGACCUCGUCCGAAGCCGAGCCUCCUGCGGCUCCGGAGCCCGCUGCUCCGGAAGAGCCGAAGCAGGAGGCUGCGGCGGAGGAACAGAAGGCCGAGUAA
Thermochaetoides thermophila DSM 1495 is the source of this 723-nucleotide messenger RNA. RefSeq names its product putative 14-3-3 protein. Bases 1 to 723 code for a protein of 240 amino acids. Gene Ontology annotation, cellular component: cytoplasm. The transcript has 4 exons. Lineage: Eukaryota; Fungi; Ascomycota; Sordariomycetes; Sordariales; Chaetomiaceae. The record is from RefSeq and is a predicted model, not a curated record. Gene Ontology annotation, biological process: signal transduction.